UGUUCAAACACCCAUCAAAUAGUGGCAAAUAAAGCAAUGACAAAACAGGUUUGACGUGCGGUCACAUUUGAAAAAUAUAUUUGAUUAAAAAGCAGUUUGAUCAAACUAUCAAAAAACAAAAAAUUGUUUGGUCGAAAUAUUUAAAAGAAGCUAUGCAGCAGGAAGAGGCGCUUUUUAUUUUAUGUUGUGGUGCAGCAUCAUAUAUUGCUGUCAAAGAGGACGAAUCCAUGAAAAAUAGAAAGAAAAGACCAUGGGUUCGAGAAUGGUUGCGUCAAAGAAAGGAGGAAGGAUGUUGCGUCAAAUUGCUGACUCAACUGCGGGCUGAAACACCAUCGCUCUAUAAAAAUUUCUUGAGGAUGAACGCGGCAGAUUUUGACAAUUUGCUUAAAUUAACUGCACCACUUUUAACCAAGAAGACGACACAAUUACGUGAGCCGAUUUCAGCUUCAGAACGGUUAAUGGUUACACUGCGAUACUUGGCAACAGGCGAGAGUUUCCGUUCUCUGCAAUUCAUAUUCCGUAUACCUCACAACACUAUUUCAACUAUCAUUCCUGAGGUUUGCGAUGCUAUUUAUAAGGUUCUACAGCCUGAUUAUUUAAAGACCCCAUCAACGGAAACAGAAUGGCUAGCAGUAUCGGAAAAAUUUUAUGAGAAGUGGAAUUUCCCAAACUGUAUUGGGUCUAUAGACGGCAAACAUGUCGUUAUGACAGCGCCUUCUCAUUCCGGAAGCAUUUACUUCAACUAUAAAGGAACUCACAGCAUUGUACUCAUGGCUAUUGCAGAUGCUUCCUACAAAUUUUUAUAUAUUGAUGUUGGGUCCAAUGGAAGAAUAUCAGAUGGUGGAGUUUUCCGAAAAACGUCAUUUAAUAAAGGUCUGGUUAACGAAAAACUAAAUUUACCACCACCAGAACCAUUGCCAGGCAGAACAGUUUCAGUUCCUUAUGUUCUUGUUGCGGAUGAUGCAUUCGCUAUGACACCCAAUAUAUUAAAACCUUUCAGUGUCCGCAAUAUGAAUGCAAUUCAGAGAAUUUUUAACUAUCGUUUGUCUAGAGCUAGACGAGUUAUAGAAAACGCAUUUGGAAUUCUGUCUGCCCGCUUUCGUGUACUACGAACCCCAAUAAAGGUUGAUCCACCAAAAGCAAUAAAAAUUACUACUGCCUGUUGUGUGUUGCAUAACUACCUGAUGUGCCGCAAUAAUUCGAUAUACUUCAACCCAAAUCUAGUGGACCACUAUACACAAGAUGGAACACUAGUACUAGGUGAAUGGCGCAGUGAACGGGCCUCUGAUAGUCUUAUAAAUCUACAACCUCAUCGGUCUUAUAUUGCACCUAAUUGUUCUACUGUAAGGGACGAGUUUUCCCAAUAUUUUGUAGAAGAAGGCGAAGUUCCCUUCCAAUACAAACAUAUAUAAAAGUUUAAAUAAAAUGAUA
Messenger RNA from Musca domestica (house fly), 1431 nucleotides. RefSeq lists its product as uncharacterized. Lineage: Eukaryota; Metazoa; Arthropoda; Insecta; Diptera; Muscidae. The record is from RefSeq and is a predicted model, not a curated record. Bases 153 to 1412 code for a protein of 419 amino acids. The transcript is spliced from 4 exons.